AUGAGCUUUGAAGAAAACGACGAUGGUGUGAGAAUUGGGCUGUUAAGAGAUGUAUGGCAAUGUAUAGCUUCACCAUGCUUCACCCACUCGCCCGACUACCAUCGGCUCGCAGCCAUUUUUCGCCCCGCUUCGGGCGGCCGCUCGUUGCGGUCGACCAACGAAAGCUUCGGCCGAUUUUCCGCCAUGCUGGGAAUCAAGUACGAUAUCUUCAGAAAGGCUCAGAGCUUCCCACUGCUGCGCUUCUGGUACCGCCGAGCCGUGCGCUUCGACGAGCGCUCCGGGCUGCUGACGGCGGGGCUCCCGCUGCUGGUGACGCUCUUCGCCGCCAUCAGCGUGACGACGACCAUCUUGGAUCGACAGUUCGAGAUGCGGGACAUGCGAGCGCGCUCCGUGAGCCGAAGAGAGCAAAGCUUGGAAGAGGAACAUCAGGCCAUGAGAGAGUUCCUCAAGGGCACAGAAGAUGAGUACGAAAUGAAGCAGAUCCCCGACACCUAUCGGAUGACCCGGUGA
Molecule: messenger RNA, 510 nt
Organism: Durusdinium trenchii
Lineage: Eukaryota; Dinophyceae; Suessiales; Symbiodiniaceae
Source: the annotation of a GenBank genome assembly